Drosophila kikkawai is the source of this 603-nucleotide messenger RNA. RefSeq lists its product as uncharacterized. Lineage: Eukaryota; Metazoa; Arthropoda; Insecta; Diptera; Drosophilidae. The record is from RefSeq and is a predicted model, not a curated record.
ACGCAUUCAGUUGUGAAAUAUUACUCGUACAGCCAGGUUCUCUAAAAAACUCGCCAAAAUGCUGAAGCUGGACACCAAAGGAGGCAUCAUCUGUACAGGCAUUUUGUCCAUAGCCUUUGCCAUUACCUAUUUGGUUCUUAUGGACGACUAUUUCUGGAGAAAUGGUCUGUACGAUCUUGGGAUACACAUUUCUUCUCUGCAAAUUUUGGGCAGCUUGUGCUUGCUUAUUGGAGCUUUUAAGCAAAAUUACAAAUGCUUUGUGCCCUGGAUGAUUACCACAGGAUUCUUCUUGUAUCUAAUGGUUUACUUGACCAUUGUUCUGCUGACCAUGAAUGGCCACUGGAUCUUUGUUCCAGUGAUGGCGUUGCCAUUUACAGUUUAUCUGAGUUGCGCUUUGUACUCGGUGCAAAAGGCAUUCGACAGGAUGCGCAAGGAGGAGCCGCCAGCAUAUACCAAUUUGAACGAUAAAAAGGAUUAUAUUAGUCAUAUUUAAGUAUAUUUGUAAUAUGUAUAAAGAUUCAUAUAAAAAACCAACAAGGGUGAGGGAGAAUUUGUUUGCUGAUUAGAUAAAAGCAAAAUAAAAGCUUCUUUAUCAUCGAGAAA